AAAUUAAAAAACCAAGAAAUUCGAUUCAGAAUCAAAUGACUCAUCACCACCAACCAAUCACUAUCACUACACCAUUUUCCAUCGCAACAAAACAAUGCUGUGUUUGAAAACACACCUCUCUUUUCCAUUCCGCACCCCUUCAUCACCAUCCUCAAAACACCUCACACACCACCUCCGUUUCUCGCCGUUCAGAUCCACAAUCAAGAUGUCAUCAUCAACCUAAACCAAAACCAAAGCCAUCGAACACAUCGUCCUCUUCAAAGUCAAAGAAAACACCGAACCCUCCAAAGUAACCUCCAUGGUUAACGGCCUCAGUUCCCUCAUCUCCCUAGAUCAAGUCCUGCAUCUCACCGUAGGCCCUCUCCUACGCAACCGCUCCACCGCGUUAACGUUCACUCACAUGCUUCACAGUCGGUACAAAUCCAAAGAAGAUCUCGAAGCCUACUCUGCGCAUCCAAGCCAUCUUGGAGUCGUUAGAGGAAGCGUUCUUCCGAUUAUUGAUGAUCUAAUGGCGGUGGAUUGGGUGGCGGAGGAUGUUGACGGUGGUGAAUUGGUUCCGAGUCCUGGAUCGGCGAUUCGUCUGACGCUUUUGAAGUUGAAGGAGGGGGCUGUUAGCGAUGAGGUUGUGGAGGUUAUUAAGGGAAUUCCGGAGAGUUUUAAGCAGAUUAAGGAACUGACUUGCGGAGAGAAUUUCUCGCCGGCGAGGGCGAAGGGUUUCUCGGUUGCUUCGCUUGCUGUGUUUCCGGGGGAGAGGGAAUUGGAGGAAGUUGAUUCGAAUAAGGAGCUGGUGGAGUAUCAGAAGGAGAAGGUUAGAGAUCGUGUGGAGAGUGUGGUGGUGGUUGAUUAUGUUGUGCCGCCGCCGCCGCCACCGCAAUCGGCGAGUCUUUGAUUGGAUGAAGGUUCGGUGUUUUUGAAAUUUGAGUUAAAUAAUUAUGGGAUUUGAUAAAAGCUUCGAUGAUAUUACUGUUAUGAUGCAAUGUAGAACUAUAAUAAGGGUUGAUGCUUUCACUUCA
Vicia villosa (hairy vetch) is the source of this 1013-nucleotide messenger RNA. RefSeq names its product stress-response A/B barrel domain-containing protein UP3. The transcript has a single exon. NCBI's taxonomy places the organism in Eukaryota, Viridiplantae, Streptophyta, Magnoliopsida, Fabales, Fabaceae. The record is from RefSeq and is a predicted model, not a curated record.